Ustilaginoidea virens is the source of this 2049-nucleotide messenger RNA. RefSeq lists its product as uncharacterized. Gene Ontology annotation, cellular component: membrane. NCBI's taxonomy places the organism in Eukaryota, Fungi, Ascomycota, Sordariomycetes, Hypocreales, Clavicipitaceae. The coding region runs from base 1 to 2049 and encodes 682 amino acids. The transcript is spliced from 4 exons. Gene Ontology annotation, biological process: transmembrane transport. The record is from RefSeq and is a predicted model, not a curated record. Gene Ontology annotation, molecular function: sulfate transmembrane transporter activity.
AUGGCGCAAAAGCCAAAGCUGUCCCAGGUAAAGCAAAGAGCGCUGGAAGCCUUGCGAAACGACGCCAACUGGAACCGCGUCGCAAGAUGCAUCGGCCGCGCGUCACGGCGUCUGCCGUCAGCGACGGCCGACUACCUCGCGGAGAAGCUGCCCGUUGCUCAGUGGCUGCCGCACUACGACUACAGAUGGAUUGUCAGGGAUGCCAUCGGCGGCAUCACCGUUGGCGCGAUGCUGAUCCCGCAAGCCCUGGCCUACGCAAAGAUCGCCACCAUCAGCAUCGAAAACGGCCUCUACAGCAGCUUCUUCCCGCCUGCUCUGUAUUUCUUCCUGGGCACGUCAAAAGAGCUGUCGCCAGGGCCAACCUCCAUCCUCGGCCUGCUCACGGCAGAAAUCGUCGCCGACCUGGCCAACGAGGGCCACCAGCCCAACCACGUCGCAUCCGCCGUGGCCUUCGUGGUCGGCAUCUACGCCCUCGGCAUCGGGCUCCUGAAGCUCGGCUUCCUCAUCGACUUCGUCUCCAGCCCCGUCCUCACGGGCUGGAUCUCCGCCGUCGCCAUCGUCAUCAGCCUCGGCCAGCUUGAUUCGCUGCUCGGGCUCGACAGCCCCAGCGGCGCGGGGGACAUCGUGCGCGAAACCCUGCGCCAUCUCGACCGCGUCAAGCCGCUGACCCUGUGCAUCGGCGCGACCAGCAUCGCCCUCCUCUGCGCGCUCCAGCACGCCGGCCGGAGAUGGGGCAGCAACAGCAGGCCGUGCGUCAAGUUCCUCGGCACCAGCCGCGCCGUCGUCGCCCUCGUCGUCUUCACCCUCGUCUCGUACCUGUGCAACAGGAACCGCGGGGGCGACGACUUUCUCUGGGCCGUCAGCCGCGUCGACGCCCACGGCUUGCCGAGGCCCAAGGGCCACGAGGGGGCGCUGCUGAAAAAGGUCGUGUCGAGGUCGUUUGCGCCGCUGGUGGCCAUGUCUGUCGAGCAUCUCGGCGCCGGCAAGGCGUUUGGCCUGAGGAACGGCUACAACGUCGACACGAGCCAGGAGCUGGUGUUCCUGGGCGCCAGCAACAUGGUCAACAGCUUGUUCGGGGCCAUGCCGACUGGGGGCGGCAUGUCGCGUACGGCCGUCGGCUCCGACUGCAACGUCCACAGCCCCGUCAAUUCCCUCUUCACCUCUGGCUUUGUCAUCCUGACCUUGUAUCAGCUCGCCCCGGCUUUGUACUGGAUUCCAAAGGCGACGCUGUCGGCCAUAAUUAUCACGGCAGUGUCUCACCUCGUAGCCAGUCCAAGCCAGUUCUACCGGUUCUGGAAAAUGUCCUUGAUCGACUUUGUCGGCUCCAUGCUCGGUCUUUGGGUCACCCUCUUCACAUCUACCGAGGCCGGUCUCGCCACCGCCGUCGGCUUCACCAUCGUCUACACCCUUGUUCGGCUCGCCUUCCCGCGCUGGACUGACGCGCCCACCACCGAGCCCUCCGACGCUGGGCGCUCCGACGUCUCGGCCCCAUCCAGCGUGGACGUCCCCCCCGAGGCCUACCUCGUCCAGUACACCCAGGACAUCCUCUUCGCCAACGCCGAGCGGCUCAAGGCAUCCAUCAUCCAGUCCGUCAAGAUGCACUUCGACCCGCCCCGGGACACCGUCCUCCGCGCCGACAACAAAAGCACGGCGCGCGCGUGGAACCCUUCCGGCGAGAAGCGCAUCCUCAAGAUGCGCAAGCGCAAGGGCAUCACGCCCAUCAGUGGCGACCGAGCUCCCCUGCGGCGGGUCGUUCUCGACUUGACCCGCGUGUCCUUUGUGGACUGCACGGGCAUCAUGUCGCUGGACGAGAUGAAGAUGGAAGUGAGGAGGUACAUGGGACCAGAGGUGGCGUUUAGAUUCGUGGGCAUGGCCGACGAGGUCAGGGAGCGGUUCCGUCGGUCCGAGUGGGAGAUUGUUCUGCCAGGGCAGAAACGCGGCAAGAACGACGAUGUGCUGUACUCGUCUCUCAGGGCGGCAUUGUUGGACGAGGCGAGUGACGAGGAUGAGCCGGCCAGGGAGAAGGACGUGGAGGCGGCUUCGGCGUGA